Messenger RNA from Bicyclus anynana (squinting bush brown), 3616 nucleotides. RefSeq names its product nucleosome assembly protein 1-like 1 (gene Nap1). The transcript is spliced from 9 exons. Gene Ontology annotation, molecular function: histone binding; chromatin binding. Gene Ontology annotation, biological process: nucleosome assembly. NCBI's taxonomy places the organism in Eukaryota, Metazoa, Arthropoda, Insecta, Lepidoptera, Nymphalidae. The record is from RefSeq and is a predicted model, not a curated record. The coding region runs from base 151 to 1338 and encodes 395 amino acids. Gene Ontology annotation, cellular component: chromatin; nucleus.
CAAUAUGAGUCACUUGAAGUAUUACUGCUACUGCUUCUUCGUUCACCUUCAUUCCUGUUGUUUAAUUCAAUCUUUGACUCAACUCAAUUUUCGCCGCCAUCUUUCUUUUCUCCCAAGUCUUGUCGGCUGGAAGCGUGAAAAGAAUCAAAGAUGACUACUAACGAACGCACCGGAGACGCUACAUCCGAGGUAGAGUCAGGAGAAGAAGAAGAAGUCUUAGGCGGUGGUGAAUUGGCGGCACAUCUGAUAAAAAGUGGCAUCACCCGCAACGAGAUGAUAGCGGCGAUCACUAACCGCCUCCACGCCGAGGCGAUGGCGUCUCUGCCACCCAACGUAAGGCGGAGGAUCCGCGCGCUGCGGACUUUGCAGAAGGAGUUCGCGGAUAUCGAGUCCAAGUUCUAUCUGGAGGUGCACGCUCUCGAGUGCAAGUACGAGAGGAUGUACAAGCCCUUGCUUGAAAAGCGCGCUCAAAUAGUGUCGGGCGCCUAUGAGCCGAAUGAUGCAGAAUGCGUGAACCCCUGGAGGGAUGAGAGCGAGGAAGAGGAACUGGCGCGCGCGGUGCAGAACGCGGCCAUCGCUGAGGGGGAAGAGAAGAAAGAAGAGAAGGAACCGGCAGAACCUCCCAUGGACCCCAACGUAAAGGGAAUCCCCGACUUUUGGUACACUAUAUUCAAGAAUGUGUCGAUGCUGUGUGAAAUGAUGCAAGAACACGACGAGCCUAUUAUCAAAUGUUUGCAGGAUAUUAAAGUGCAAAUGUUCGAAGACCCCAUAGGCUUCACCCUGGAGUUCCACUUCCUGCCCAACGACUACUUCACAAACACUGUUCUCACCAAGGAGUAUUCCAUGAAAUGCAAACCCGAUGAGGAGAACCCAUUAGAGUUUGAAGGACCCGAAAUUUAUUCAUGCAAGGGUUGCGAGAUCAACUGGAAGAAGGGCAAGAACGUGACGGUGAAGACGAUAAAGAAGAAGCAGAAGCACAAGUCGCGCGGCUCCGUGCGCACCGUCACCAAGUCGGUGCAGGCCGACUCGUUCUUCAACUUCUUCGCGCCGCCCCAGAUGCCCGACGACCCCAACUCCACCCUCGCCUCGGAUACGCAGGCGUUACUGACCGCCGACUUCGAGGUGGGCCACUACAUCCGCGAGCGUGUCGUCUCCCGCGCCGUCCUGCUGUAUACCGGCGAGGGUCUGGACGAAGACGACGACGAUGACUACGAGGAAGAGGAGGAGGAGGAAUGCUCCACAGAAGAGAGCGAGGACGAAGAGCCCGCGCCACGCAAGAGAGGCAAGAAACAGAACAAGGCGUUGCAAGAGAACCCCGCCGAAUGCAAGCAGCAGUAGCAUCCACACUUGUGCACUUGAUUGCAUGAUCCAACACAUAUACUGUAUACCACCAGUUGAAUUUCAGUAGCAGGAACACGAGGCUCGAAUGAGCACGGACUUUUAUUUAGUUAGAUGCCGCUUGGUUUAUUUUUGUGUAAUAUAAAUCCAAUGGUGUCAAUUAUCAAUUCAGACUGACUUGGCCUGGUGACGCGUCUUCACAUCAUGCUUUGCCACUCUACAAAUGAAAUAAAAAUUGGCAGAGUAUAAAAUCGGUGUAUACUUACACAACCCAAUGCCACCAUGUCGGUGACGCGAACGCUCGAGAUUACACUAAUCCAAAAAGUGUCUAAGGCGCACAGCACUCCGGGCGUGCGCCAGUCAUGAGAAUGUCGGUUUUUGUGCGUCAGUCAUGAUUACAUUUCCCCUAACGAAAAGUGUCCAAAGCAACUAGAGUUUUCACUUCAAUAAAAAAUAAUGAUCAUGUUUCAUAUGUCCGAUGUACCGUAACUGCUUCUAUAUACGAAAAUAAAUACAUAUCAUGAGUGAUAUUCGAAACACUUAAUUCAAUCGCCAGGCGUAAUAUGGAUAUUCCAUGUGAAAAAUUGAAGUAGGACGCAAUCUAAGGUAAGAAGCGCGGUAAAUUGGCGCUUUGCUUGCUAAUAUUUCGGGCAGACUUUAAUGGGUGCGGUAUCUAGAUAAAUACAAGUCCGUGGUUUGUGUCUUACUGCAUUGUUAAUACAUGAAAAGGUAUACUGUUUGCCUUUAGUAAUAUGAUAUAUGUAAUUAAAAUGGCUGGCUACUGUGUUAGCACUGAUUUUUCGAAAACUUUUUUUUUUACUUUUAUCGUAUGUGGUCUGUGACCAAAUGGUAUUUUUAAUUAUUUUGCGAAUGUCUUAGACUUCACACGCAUAUUCUUUUAGGCUCCUAAUAUUCCUAUCUUGAGAAUUAUUUAAAUUGUAACUCUUAUAAUCGCAAGGUGCUUAUUCAACGCUGUUUGAGUAUAGUAUAUGUAUUAAAAAAUGAAAAAUUGCGACCAUGCCAGUAUUGUCAACUGUAUGCAGGUACAUCGUUAAAAAGUAAUACACGUAAUGAAAUUGAAUAGCGUAUAUAUUUUUAUAUAGUAAGGCUUUAGUGAACUUGUGAAAAACGUAAUUAUCGUCCCAAAAUAUGUAUAUUGGGAAGAAACAUUUGAUGACAAGUAAUUUUACUAUUCCAAGUCAAAAUAAACCUCAACAUGGGGCUAGAUUUUCAGUUCUAGUGUUAGAUUCGUGCCAUUGGAGUAUCCAUUAAAAAGAAAAUAUUAGCCAUAGUUAAUAUUCGGCAAAAAAGUGAACACACUUUAAAAAAGGAUUUCUUUCUAACGACGUUGUUUAUUAUCAUUAUUCCAACGAUAAAUACUUAUCUUUUGAUAUAUCCUAUUUGUAGGUACAGUUAAUAGGCCAUGCCUAGAUUUUGAGCCUAGAGGCCUAUGUUUUUUGAUCGCAACAUGGUGCUAUAUAAAGCUAUUCACAAUGUUCGCGCAUUUGUAUUUUAUCUGUUAUCGGCUAUGAAUUGAUUGGUCAGUAAAAUCUAUAAAAUCGAUUUUACUAACUACUGAUGAAUGAUUAUAAAACUUAUGUUGGUGGUCGAAAAGGCAUUGACAUAUUUUUAACCGAUUUCAAAAAAAAGGAGGUGGUUUCUCAAUUCAACCGUAUAUAUAUAUAUAUUUUUAUAUACGUCAAAACCUAGGGGGGCAACCGGGCCACAAAUAAAACUUAUUUCGUAAUUGCUGAUUUAAUUUUUUUACACAAUAUGACGUCACACUAGAAAGGUGGGGUCGUAAAAUUACGAAAUUCGUAUGGCGUUUUCGAACUUCUGGGUGACCCUUUAUUCAAAUUGCGAUUAAAAAAAAAUCAGUCUACCAGUUGCCAUUAUUAUUAUAUUUUUAUUAUAUAUUGACAUUCCUUUACCACAAUUUAUAUAAAUAUUGUAUAUCCAGAUUGGGUUGUAAACAGAAAACAUACGUUCAGUAUUUAACCUAAAUAUUAGUGGGAGUCAUACAUUAGUGAAAUAAAAAAAUAUUCUCUGUGUAUUAAGUUUGCUUAAGGCAGUUUUAUUUUUAAUAAAAUGUGAUGUAAAUUAUUUGAUGUAAGUUAUAUCGGCUCAUUUCAUACAUUUAACUGUCUUUGAGACUGUAUAAUAAGUAAUCAAUGCCAACUGAAUUGUAAACCUACAGUUGAGACCUACAAGGGUUCGUACACAAGCUAUUAGGAUAUUUCUACACAACAUUUUUUAAAAUAAAUUAAUUUUAAACAUA